AUGACGAUGGCUACCGGGGGUAUUGCGAAUGUGUUGCACUCAAUGCCGUACAAGUCGCAAUGGCUGAGUAGCAUUGGGUUGGCUUUCCUCUUUUUGAACCUCUGUCUCUUCGUCAUGAACUGCGUCUUGAUUUCGCUGCGGUUCUACUGGCGGCCCGGGAGCCUGGUUGCCUCGUUCACAGACCAGUUUGAGAGUCUGUUCAUCUCGGCCAUUGCUCUCAUAUUUCCCGACAGAACAGCCACAAUACUGAUAACCAUAACCCAAUACGGCAUUCCCCAUACCGGGCCGUGGCUCCUCACCGUUAUGGAGGCCCUCUUCUGGAUCUACCUUGCCGCCAGCAUCCUCAUCAGCGCCGGCCUCUACCUGACUCUUUGGUCAACCCAAGCCUUCCCAAUCCACACAAUGACCCCCGUUUGGGUCUUUCCAGCAUACCCCCUCCUCCUGAGCGCCCCUUUCGGAGGCAACCUGAUCGCUGCCGCCGUCCGCACGGGCCGACUGCCGUCCCUCCACGCCGUGCCCGUCGCGCUGGCGGCCGUCACGGUGCAGGGCACCGGGUUCCUUAUCAGCUUCAUGGUGUGCGCGGCGUUUCUGUACCGGUUGAUGACGCAGAAGCUGCCGAGGGAUCAUCAGCGGCCGGGCGUGUUUAUCUCGAUUGGACCUGGGGGGUUCACGGCUGCUGGGCUAGUGCAGAUAGGGAGUCAGACGACGGCCAUCUUCCCCCGUGAGUUCCUAGGCUCAGAGCACACGGCCCACGUGCUGCGGAUUCUGGCCUACAUGACCGGGCUGUGGCUGUGGGGACUGAGCAUCUGGUUCUUCUUGGUCUCGGUGGGCUCGCUGUGGAAGUACCUGCGGCCCGAGAGCAAGGGGAAGCUGCGGUUCCAAAUGACGUGGUUUUCGUUUGUGUUUCCGAACACCGCGCUGGUGACGGCCACGGAAGCACUCGGCGCCGCGUUUGACAGCCCCGGACUUCAGAUCUUUGGUUGCGUGCUGACUGCGUGCUUGAUGCUGGUGUGGGUUUUGGUGUUUACCAAGAUGCUGCGUUGUCUGUGGAGGCGGGAACUGCUCUGGCCAAAGGAAGCAGACUAGAAGUCAGUUCUCAGUCAACACCUGGGGAUAGAUGGUGAGCGCCUCGAGAACACCAUCCCCCGGUUUAAAUAGCGAUUUCGUUUCAUAUAUGUCGGCACUGGAGGAUUUCCUCAGGUCCUUGGGAGUCUAGUAUGCAUGGUUCUGGCGUUCCGUUUGGUGUCCUGGUGUCAUGAUUACAUAGCGAAUGGAUAUCCCCUAGUACAAGAAACAGAAAUGGACUCAAGACAUGCUCUCAUUUCACCCCUGGCAAAACAUGAAUAUCCUGCAAUCCCACCCGUUGCCGUAAGAGUCUAAAGAACUAAAAGCUUGCCUUGUUCUUAUCCCCAGACCGGGAGAAAAGGAAUACCCGUCCAUUCCAAACCCUUUCUCUGCCUUUAUAUCCCAUCGCUUGUCCCAAUAAAACCGACCAAGUACGAUUAAAUGUAACGCACCAGCAAACGCCUCUCCC
This is a messenger RNA of Parathielavia appendiculata, 1534 nucleotides long. RefSeq names its product C4-dicarboxylate transporter/malic acid transport protein. Gene Ontology annotation, cellular component: membrane. The record is from RefSeq and is a predicted model, not a curated record. Lineage: Eukaryota; Fungi; Ascomycota; Sordariomycetes; Sordariales; Chaetomiaceae. The transcript is spliced from 8 exons. Bases 1 to 1086 code for a protein of 361 amino acids. Gene Ontology annotation, molecular function: malate transmembrane transporter activity. Gene Ontology annotation, biological process: malate transmembrane transport.